AUGGCUCAACCCGCCGCGGCCUCUGCUGGACGCACUACUCCACCGCGAAGCCACCUGGUGAAGUUGAGUCCGUUCCUCGACGAUCAAGGCGUACUGCGCGUCGGAGGACGUCUCAAAAACUCUCAACUUCCGCUCGAUGAGAAACAUCCGAUGAUCAUCCCGGCGGCAUCCUGGCUGACUCGGCUGGUGAUCGAUUCCUGCCAUCGACGGACACUGCACGGGGGUGUGCAGCUGACACUCGGCCUGCUCCGCCUGCGCUUCUGGGUGCCUCGAGGAAGAACCGCCGUCAAGCAGCAGCUACAUCGAUGCGUUACCUGCACUCGAUGGCGUGCUGCCACGCCACAGCCUCAGAUGGGUAACCUUCCUCGGGACCGAGUAACGCCAACCCGACCGUUCCUCAGCACCGGCGUGGAUUACGCAGGACCCAUCCUCCUUCGGACCAGCAAGGGACGUGGACACCGUGCGCACAAAGGGUACAUCGCAGUCUUCGUCUGUUUCUGGUCGAAGGCCACUCACUUGGAGGUUGUCUCCGACUACACCUCCGAGGCUUUCAUCGCCGCUCUGCACCGCUUCGUCUCCCGCAGGGGCCUCUGUGCUGAGAUCUACAGCGACUGCGGCACGACAUUUAUCGGGGCAGAUCGUACGCUGCGAGGUCUCUUCGAUGCAGCGACAGCCGAAGGUCAUCGUAUCGUCCUCGCCGCCACCGCUCAAGGAAUCCGCUGGCACUUCAACCCGCCAGCGGCCCCGCACUUUGGUGGUCUUUGGGAGGCUGCAGUGAAGUCGACCAAGUUCCACCUCCGUCGGGUGAUCGGCGAGACGACCCUCACGUUCGAGGAGCUGAGCACACUCCUCGCCCAGAUCGAAGCUUGUCUUAAUUCUCGUCCAUUGCAGGCACUCUCAGAUGACCCAGAGGACGUCUCGGCGUUGACUCCCGGUCACUUCCUCGUCGGGGCGCCGCUACUCGCUGUGCCGGAACCGUCAUUGACAGGGCAGACGGUAUCCACCUUGUCACUUAUACGUCUUAUACGUUAA
This is a messenger RNA of Nylanderia fulva, 1032 nucleotides long. The record is from RefSeq and is a predicted model, not a curated record. NCBI's taxonomy places the organism in Eukaryota, Metazoa, Arthropoda, Insecta, Hymenoptera, Formicidae.